Molecule: messenger RNA, 2864 nt
Organism: Priapulus caudatus
Lineage: Eukaryota; Metazoa; Priapulida; Priapulimorpha; Priapulimorphida; Priapulidae
Product: transportin-1-like
Exons: 10
Coding region: 97-1077 (326 amino acids)
Biological process (GO): protein import into nucleus
Cellular component (GO): cytoplasm; nucleus
Molecular function (GO): protein binding; nuclear import signal receptor activity
Source: RefSeq, a predicted model, not a curated record
UUGAAACGUUAAAUAGUUUAAGAUGUGUGAUGGUGUUGGGUGGUUACGUGAUGGGUUUUUCGUGGCUUUCUGUUGCAGGAGUUCAUUAAGCUGUUGAUGCCACCCCUCAUCACCAAGUGGAAUGUUCUCAAGGAUGAGGACAAAGAUCUCUUCCCGCUGCUCGAGUGUCUGUCGAGCGUGGCGACGGCGCUACAGUCCGGCUUCCUGCCCUACAGCGAACCCGUCUACAAACGCUGUCUGUCCCUCGUCGAACAGACCCUCAACCAGACCAUCGCGAACACGAACCAUCCGGAUCAGUUUGAUCCGCCUGACAAGGACUUCAUGAUCGUCGCUCUGGACCUGCUGAGUGGUCUAGCCGAGGGACUGGAGGCGCACAUAGAGAACCUGGUGCGCAACAGCAACAUACUGCCGCUGCUCUACCAGUGCAUGCAGGACCCGAUGCCAGAGGUGCGACAGAGCUCGUUUGCGUUGCUAGGAGACCUAACGAAGGCGACGUUUCAGCACGUUCGACCCUUCAUCGGCGAAUUCAUGCCAAUUCUAGGCCAAAAUCUCAACCCAGAGUUCAUAUCAGUGUGCAAUAACGCAACCUGGGCCAUCGGAGAGAUUUCGAUAAAAAUGGCGGGUCCGGAGAUGAAGCCCUUUGUUCCGCUCGUGCUCACGCAGCUCGUGCAAAUCAUCAAUCGCGCGAACACGCCGAAAACUCUGCUGGAGAACACAGCCAUAACAAUCGGUCGCCUUGGUUACGUGUGCCCUCAGGACGUCGCUCCCAUGUUACAGCAGUUUAUACGGCAGUGGUGCACGUCGCUGCGCAACAUCCGCGACAACGAGGAGAAGGACUCAGCGUUCCGUGGCGUCUGCGUGAUGAUCGGCGUCAACCCGGCCGGCGUCGUGCAGGACUUCAUCUUCUUCUGCGACGCCGUCGCGUCGUGGGUCAGCCCCAAGGAGGACCUCAAGGAAAUGUUCUAUAAGAUCCUGCACGGGUUCAAGAACCAGGUCGGCGAUGAGAACUGGCAGCGAUUCGCCGAGCAGUUCCCUGCUCCGCUGAGAGAGCGUCUCACUCAGCACUACGGUGUGUGAGGGGGCGGGCGGCAAGCAAACACGGUCCAAUCACCGUGACGACGCCGUGCGGCGCGGCGUCGCCGGGGAAACCGGGAGAGGUCGUCGGACGACGGAGCUACGAGGGAAGGGAGGGGGAGGGGAGGGGAGUGAGCGUUUCUUUUUCCGAGUCACACGACGGGUAGUACAGCCGUCUUACGCGAGGGAUGGGUGCGCGCCCUGCCGACGUCGCCAGCGCAGGGUAGUGGACGUGGUAGUUGUCAGUGAGGUAGAGACGGUGAAAGAACCUGUUAGUCAGAGAGCGAGAGAGAGAAAGAGAGAGAGGACCUUCUGUUAGUAAGAGAAUGAGAGAGGGAGCGGUAAUGGUAGAGGGACCAUCUGUUAGUAAGAGAAUGAGAGAGAGAUAGAGAGUGAGAGAGAGGCGCUAACGGUAUAUGGACCUUCUGUUAGUAAGAGAGAGAGAGAGAGAGGGGCAGUCACGGUAAAUAUACCUUCUAUUAGUAAGGCAGAGAGAGGUGGUCAUGGUAAAUGGUCCUUCCGUUUAUUAUGCCAUUGAUAUUAUUCUCACUCGGGGUGUUAUUUACCGUGUGCAGUCACCUCUGUAGUAAUGUUUCGAAUCGUUUGGCCAUUCUGCCGUGGUUGCAUUGGGAGGUCAUGCGUCGCUGGGGCAAGGUCCAUAGCCACUUCCUGCGUUCGGUUUGGUCGGCACGGCAGCGCGAAACUUUUCGGGAACAUAGUUAAGUUUGAAUUCUCACAAUGAAACGGAUCAAAGUAGUUGACGUAUUUACCUAGAUUUAAUCCGACCAUUCUGAUUGGUUGUUUAGUUAAGUUACGGUUAACGCGCGCGUCUGGACGGGCCGGCUGGAACCAACGUGACAGCAGAGUUUACAAGAGUUGAAAUCAUCCGGUGCAGUUGAAAUUCAUUCGAAAGAGAAGGGAGAGAGGGGAGAGAGAGAGAGAGAGAGAGAGAGAGAGAGACAGACAGUUACAUAGAAACGCCUGUCACAAUGCGAAUGUUUUGACGAGGCAAAGGUUUUUGCGAGACGGUGCUCCCUACUCUCUUCUGCUGGACUCUCGCGAUCUCGGUGCGGAUUCCCUGGGAUGGAGAGUGCACCGUGGGCCGUUCAGCCGGCCGCAGCGCAAGCGUUACUGGGGAAAAAACUUAGUUAAGUUGCACCUAGAUUUGGAAAUAUGUGUAUUAAGUCUAAAAAGCAUGCUGCGUGGGAGCUGUGCCAGUCAUUUUGCUGCGUGGUCCACCCUCCGACCGCAUUACGAGGUCCACAACGUCGUCUCCUUUUCUUUUGCGAUCUAUGGCCACAGUUUGCCAAAAAAACGUGCAUUCAUGAAUGUGGUGGUGGGGGGGGGGGUGAUCCGUUUAUGACCCGAUAUUGUUUGUUUACGAAAGGUUAUCUUCACCGAGAUACAAAUUGAUCUACAAUCUCCUUUCGAGAGAUGCGUGUACGAUCGGCUGUCGAAAUUCCGCUUAGGGUGCGACUUUGGAAUCGCGCGUCGACGCGAACACUGCGCGGUGGUGACCCUGCUUUGAAAUGACUGGCACUGUUUCCACUUUAGUUAAGUGAAGGAUCCCGGUGGCCGCCUUCCAGCUGGCGUGUGAGCGUAGACGCGUGUUGUCUGCUGGUCGCUGUUGCCGUCAUUGUCGGCGGUGAAUCGAUGCAAGUGUCGGAUUGAGCUGAGCCAGCUUGUCGUUGCUUGUCAACGUGAAGUUAUCAGCAGCAUCACCAAAUGUAGCAACAGCAGCAACAACAACAGCAGCAGCAGCAGCAGCAACAACAACAGCAGCAGCAGCA